Messenger RNA from Cimex lectularius (bed bug), 1867 nucleotides. It is a transcript of the gene Cib2, whose product is annotated as calcium and integrin-binding family member 2. NCBI's taxonomy places the organism in Eukaryota, Metazoa, Arthropoda, Insecta, Hemiptera, Cimicidae. Bases 1151 to 1720 code for a protein of 189 amino acids. The record is from RefSeq and is a predicted model, not a curated record. Gene Ontology annotation, molecular function: calcium ion binding. The transcript has 5 exons.
GUUGGACGAACAAUGUAAUUGUAGAAGAGAUUCAACCACUAAAACCAGGCCUAAUAAUCAAGUUCCUUGAUGAACUAGAACUUACUGGUGUGCUAUAAGUACAGAAUAUGGGAUACAAUAGCUCUUAAAGCGCAUGGUAUAAUACACACACCGACUAAUACAUGCACAUUUACAUCAGUUAAGAUGAUAAAUAAAUUGGUUCUUGGUUGAAGAAGUUAGAUAUGAUUUCAUUCAUCUGUAAAACAGUGUUUGGAAAAAGUUUUUUGCAAAUAACUUUAGAACGGUUGCUCACAAAUAAAAACCGUUUGCCCAUCUAAAUUCAACGUCUUUUAAACACAUUUACAGUGAUGAGUUAUUUAAUGUUUGAAAUGGGUAAGUUCCUAUCCGUUAUCUUGGAGAGUUAGAUUAAAAAAAAAUUGUUUGCCUUCUCCAUAAAAACGGGUGAAUCUUCUGAAUCCUUGGUCCUACAACAAAUUUCAACAUGUCGCUAAAAAUAUACCUUACCAUGUUUUCCAUUUUAUUUAUAACAGAAAUAAUGCAAAUAUUUAGACAUUUUAAAAUAGUAAAAACUUCACUUAUUAAUACGAUUCCCGACGAUUUAUUCAAGGUUGCGAUUCGGACUUAAAUUGUACGAGAAAAUUAAGCAAGAUUGUAAGAAACGUGAUGAUAAAGGGGGUGGAGGGUUUGGACAAACAGCAAUCAACAGGCAUUCCCUCACAAUUUAUGCCGUUUUAAAAUUUGGAACCAUUAAACUAGCGUCUAUAAAAUUUUCUGCCAUAUUUUCCUUUUUUCCUUCUAAACUAUCUUUUGCUGAGUUAUGUCUUCUUGAAAAAUGAAAUAACUCAGCAAACAACAAUUUUUCGACGUUUUUGACGAAAUAAACUUCCCUGAUGUUAAAACCAUUCAAUAAAAUCGUCGAUCUUCGACUCUGGUUUUAUUUGUAAAAAGUUUGACGUGUUUUAGCAUGGCAACGUGACCUCAGUAAUCUAAAUAGCGUGCCGCCGCCUAACAUUUGAGCCACUUCACCCUAAUGAAAUUAGAGAAGCUUUUACUCGAACCUGGUAGAAAUUCAAUUCUCUUAAUGAGUUUGCACCUUUUGCCUAUACAUAGUUGUUUGACCAAAGUGAAUACUUCACAGCGUUUUUAAAGUAUGGGGAAUAAAAUUGUGACUUUUACAGAGGAACAACUUGAGGACUAUGAGGACUGUACAUUUUUUACUAGGAAGGAAAUUUUACGUGUGCAAAAGAAGUUCUUUAGUAUAAGCAAUAACACAGUACCCAAGUCAAUGAUCAAAAAUGAAGCUUCAAGAAUUGCCAUACCAUUGAAUGUAAUAGAAAAAUUGCCUGAACUUAAGGAAAAUCCAUUCAGAACAAGAAUUUGCCAGGUGUUUUCAAAAGAUGGUUCUGGAGAUCAAACGUUCGAGGAUUUUUUAGAUAUGUUGUCAAUAUUCAGCGAACAGGCCACAAGAGAUAUGAAAGUGUUCUAUGCGUUUAAAAUUUACGAUUUUGACAAUGACAAUCACAUCGGCUGCGAGGACAUAUGCACAGCUCUUCGUUUACUAACUCACAAUGAGCUGUCUGUUGAAGAAAUGGUGCAAGUGUAUGAAAAAGCUAUGGAAGAGGGCGAUGUAGACGGAGAUGGUAAACUUUCUUUCAUUGAAUUUCACCAUGUGAUCUUGAGAUCGCCUGAAUUUUUUUCUACAUUUCACAUAAGGAUUUAGUUAGCAUAUUACCUAACCAAUUAAAAUUCCUUGUAAUUAAAAUGCUAGGUAUUUUGUAAGUUAAUUGCAUAAUACUUAUUAAUUUAUUGUUUUCCACUUUUCUUAAAACGUGUGGUGUUUAGUGACCAUUAGACAAUGAUUAUUCGG